AUGGUAUUUGCACAGCCCGUAAGACGAUCAUUGCCAAUGUCUUAUCCCCACCAAAUGCCGUCUCCAUCAAAAUCACAUCACGGAGUCAUUCCAUCAUCGACAACAUCAUCGUUGCCAUCAACUCCGCAACCAACUUUGCAUCAUACACAACCUCCGCAUCAGCAUUACCAACAUCAAACGCUUUCUUAUCAGCCAUCUUCCAGUUCAUUACCCCCAGCAACCGAACGUUUACCCAAUUGUCCGAUAACAUCGCAAAAGCCAAACAUUCCAUCGAAACCAUCGUCAUCGUUUCAGUCCCAAAUAUUUCAUCCGAGCUAUCAACAAAAUCUCAUCGGCGGUGCACAUCAGCUGGACGUACAACAGAGACAUUCACAGUCGGACGAUGACAGUGGAUGUGCACUGGAAGAGUAUACAUGGGUACCUCCUGGAUUACGACCGGAUCAAGUUCAUCUCUAUUUCUCACAAAUACCCGAAGAUAAAAUACCAUACGUAAACUCUGCUGGGGAGAAGUAUCGUGUUAGACAACUGUUACAGCAGCUUCCACCCCACGAUAAUGAGGUUCGAUACUGUCAUUCGCUCACCGAUGAGGAGCGAAAAGAGCUGCGCCUCUUUUCGGCACAACGGAAACGCGAAGCACUUGGUCGAGGGAUGUGUUAA
Messenger RNA from Bradysia coprophila, 657 nucleotides. Its product is annotated as protein prickle-like. Gene Ontology annotation, molecular function: zinc ion binding. The record is from RefSeq and is a predicted model, not a curated record. NCBI's taxonomy places the organism in Eukaryota, Metazoa, Arthropoda, Insecta, Diptera, Sciaridae.